Messenger RNA from Vollenhovia emeryi, 4293 nucleotides. RefSeq lists its product as uncharacterized. Gene Ontology annotation, molecular function: hydrolase activity, hydrolyzing O-glycosyl compounds. The coding region runs from base 76 to 3591 and encodes 1171 amino acids. The record is from RefSeq and is a predicted model, not a curated record. Lineage: Eukaryota; Metazoa; Arthropoda; Insecta; Hymenoptera; Formicidae. Gene Ontology annotation, biological process: carbohydrate metabolic process. The transcript is spliced from 10 exons.
GACCGCGGAUUUAAUCCAAUCGCCGCCGGCUUGACGCUAAGAACAGCUUAGAGGAUUGUGGUAGUCUGAAAAAAAAUGGAUCGUGUUAAAAAAAAGAGGAAGAAGACAGGUGGUGAAAAGAAAGUGCUGCUAUCCAUCGUCGAUCCUUGGGACGUGAAGGUGGCCAGUGUUGAUCCGGUCGGACUGGCCGAACGACGGGGCGUCUCCCUGUCCGUCUUACCCUCUAAUCAGAACGAGGGUACCAGCCAGGAGUGGCCGACCUUAGGCAGGUCCCUCAAGAUACCUUCGCCCUGGUACAAACCUGGUACCGGCUCCUCCGACCAUGUCAGCUCCGCCAAACCCGAGGAAUCAAAAGCGUUGAUCGAUCCCAUCUGGUCGGACACUUGGUCUCCAUCGCGAAGGUCGCCCGGCAGCAGGACUUGCGAUUCCCCGUCGCCGAGUCCACCCAAGGAAAGAUUACGAGAUAACAGGCAGAGAACCGGCGAGACAAGGCACGACGAGGCGGGCGAGGUCGACAAUGGAUUAAUCAAGGCUCCGCAGGAAAUUAGCCGCGACGGUUUCGAUGAUGUGGACGGUGCAGCGGCGGUGCGAGUGCGUUUCGAGAUCGACGGAGCGGAGCCGGAGCGGAAUGGAGUGCGAUGUGAGAACGGACGGGAUGUCGACGGUGCGCCGCGAGUGUUGACGAAAAAUCAGAUCGCGAACGAUAAUUCGAGGCCCGAGCGACGCGAAGAACGACCGAUCGCGAAGCAGAAUCGCGCGAACGGAGUGGAUGCGGCAAAGAGGCAGAAGAGUUUCUCGCGGCGAACGAACGGUGAUGUGGGAGUCGGUGAGAACGUGAAAGAUGCAAAUGGCGAACGGGACUAUUCUCGGAUAAUCGAGGAGAAGCCAGCGAUAGUCGACAUCGUUCAGCAUUUGGUGGAGUCCAGGUACAGUCCGCAAACCGCGACGGAGAGGAGAACAAAAAGGAUGCCGUCAUGUCGUCGUCAAGAGACCUCGAAGGAAAUAGAUCUAGUGGACUUUUCAGGCAAACCAGGUGAUAAUGCGAACGUUGUUGUUAACGCAGCCAAGCAGGAGAACAAUCAAGAUACCGCCAACGAGACGAAUACGGUGAAAGCGUUGCCGGAAGUGAGGCCACUACGCGCCACGAAUAUAAGAAAGACCAGCAUAUCCAUGCCCAGCAAUCUUAACGAGAUGGACGAUCUUCGGAUAGACAGACAAAACGGUACCGCCUCGAAAUUUACGAGAGAGGAGAGCGUGACCAGCAGCAGCGUGACUUUCAGUAAUAGCGGCUCGACACCGAAUGGAAGUCCUCUGGGAUCCGAAACUGAAGAGGAAGCGAAUGACGAGGAGUUGGCCAAAGUGCCGCUACAAGCUCCGCCGCGAAGAAAAAGCAGAAUCGUGUCGCCCUCAGUUAAUGAAAAAAUGGGGAACGACACGACGGAACUUUCGGGCGUGCAGAGCGCGACUUCCACGAUAACAAGCGUGAACAGCAUUAGCAGUCUUCUGAAGGAGAAACUGCAGUUAUCGUUACCGCAGGCGUUACGCAGCAGUGCGAGACGUCAGAAUGCUGACUACAGGCUUAAAGCGUUCGUUGGCAUCCUGUUCCUUUGCAUCGUCUUCCUCGUGGGAUUCGCUCACAUUUACUACACUCAGCAUGUCCUACAACGAGCUUAUUUUGAAAAAUUUAGAUUUAAUAAAAACGAAAGGAUGAUGAGAGUCUACAGCAGUACCGGGGCGGAGAUCAUCGCCGCUCGGCUCGGCGAGGGAAUCCCACCGAACACAGGAGUGUAUCCUUGCCUUCCCCAUCAUCAGCGACAGGAUUCGGUCUGCCUCGAGUGGUUGCAGCAGACACGGCUUUACCUCGCGCAUACGAAGCGCGAGGGUAUGCACUGCUACCACGUCACCUGGCAGAGCCUGAGCCCCUACUACAAUCCCAAGGACUGCUUCGACUGGUCCUCGAAAAGAGGCCAUUGGUACGGCGCCGGUCAAAUUCAGAAUAUGGUGUAUCCCCUGGAACGCGGCCGGCUGGAGCUGAGCCCAUUCAUCACGGGCGACGUGAGAAAACAUCCCUUCGGCAACGUGCUGAAGAGAUACUUUCUCAAUUCGAAGGGCGCUACAAUCCUGGUGGAUCCUGAGACGCCGCUUUACGUCUCCAUUAACGCCAAUCGUACCAACGACUUCUGCCUGCAGGCAAAACACGACGCCUUCGCCUACAUCAAUCACUUGACGCCGCUACCUCAGCUUAACUACACCAUCUGCGCGACCGACAACAUGAAGAGUCUGCACUCCUCGAUGGCGGAGAAGUCACUGUGGGACGGUCUGAAGCCCGACGAGCUGCACGCCGUUCAUUCUCUGCUGUCCGAACCAGUUUGGCAGAUCUCGCCCACCAAUGACCCAGCUAUUUACAAUUAUACCGAAGAUGUGAUCGCGCUGGGUUUCCUCCGCCAGGGACACGUUCUGCUGAGCGAGGAAUGGCAGCCCAGUCCAGGUGAUUUCAUCCUAGACGAAGAACGAUUUCCCUCCAUGGAGGAGACUAUCAACAUCAUUCAUCGCAGAGGAUUUAGAAUAGUCUUUAGUAUCCAACCCUUUAUCUCUACGGAAUCCAUCAACUUCAAGGACGCUGUCGCUAACAGAUUAUUGAUCUCCGAGAGGGGAAGCGAUCCUAGAAUCCCGGCAUUGACAAGGUACAAGCAAAGUAACAGCGCCGGCGUGCUCGACAUUACGAACAACAAGACUUUACCCUGGCUGCAAACGAAGCUCGAGAGUCUCAUCAUGAAAUACCACGUGGACUCGUUCUAUCUCGACUUGGGCACUGCCCAGGAUAUGCCGCACUACUACAAGUGCGAGCAGCCUCUGACCAAUCCCGAUCAUUACAAGACCAUUUUUACUCGCUCGAUACUGAGCACCGUACCCGUGAUCGGUGUCUCCAGCGCUAUUUCCAGGCCACGGGCACCCGUGUUCGUGUCCCUGCCGCCCUUCCCGUCAUCUUGGAAGGCCAUCAAGACCGUCAUUCCCACCGUCCUCAGCUACGGUAUGAUCGGCUACCCGUUUAUCAUGCCGGGAGCGGUGGGCGGCGACGUGGCGCUACCGAUGUCGGACAACAAUCCAGAUAAUGACUACGAGGUAGAUCUGCCAGACAAGGAGCUCUACAUCCGCUGGCUGCAGCUGUCCACCUUUUUGCCCGUGAUCCGCUUCACCCAUCUGCCGAGCAAGUACUCAGACGAGUCGGUCCUGGAAAUCGCUAAAAGGCUGACCACCUUGCGGCAGAAGACAGUUACGCCGUUGCUGAAGAAGUACGCGAACGAGACUCUGGACACUGGUCUGCCCAUUAUCAGGCCGCUCUGGAUGCUGGAUCCGGCCGACCCGGCAUGCCAUGUAGUGGUCGACGAAUUUUCCGUGGGCGAGGAGUUGAUCGUGGCGCCGGUGCUCUAUUCCGGAAGCAGGCAACGGGAGGUCUAUCUACCGGCUGGGGUCUGGCGGGACGGCAUCGACGGGAGCCUGAGAAAGGGCUCGAGAUGGAUUCAUAAUUACAGAGUGGCCGAAGACAAGGUCGCGUAUUUCGUCAAGAUGCCCGACAACACGAGAUUCUGAGGGAUGCGACGUCGUCUCGCCGAUUUGCGUCACGCAUUGCGUCGCGGUGUUGCCAACGAAUCUCGAGAUCGAUGGAUUGAAACGACGGUCGUUCGGAUGUGGUCCCGCUUCGUACGAUGACACGGUUAACGCUCGUAUGUCAAACGAAUCAUCGCAACGAACGUGUCGUGCGAUCGGUUUGUCAGCACGAUGAGUACCGGCCACUUAUCUACGAAUUUUAAUCGUCUUGAGCCUUCAUUGAUAUGCAAGAUGAACUUGUUCUUCGGUAAAUCCCGAAAAUGCAGAAGAGUAAUCGUGCUUUAGCAAACAUAUAUUAUUCCAUUUGACGAGAACUUUGCAAACGCAAUGAUAUUCAAUGGUAAUCAAUUAAACUGCGAUUACAAUAACUAGAUAUCCAACAUCGUGAUCUUUGACAGAGUGCAGCAGGAUGAUUAGGUAGGGAUAAAUACUUAACGGCAUGUAAAGCCAUGAGAGAUUUACACGUGCAUAAGUCGAGCGUGCUAUUCAAUAUUCAACGAAUAUAUCGACAAGAUUUGAUUACAAUAAAAGUAUCCCAUGUUACUAUAUUCUACGGAUAUGAGAUUAUUGUACCAUCAGUACCAUAUUACAGUGCAUAUCAUAGACCAAAUAUCGAUACACAUAUCGAAAGAAUAAUCAAGUGUAGAUUUAACUUAAGCUGUCAAUUAUAUUUAUUUUAUCUAA